AUGCCACUGUCUUUGACUCAACUAUGCUCCUCAGGGACUCUCCUGAUGCUGUUAGUAUCAAACCUCCUCCUGUGGGAGAAGGUGACCUCUGCACCCAUGAAUAUCAGUGAGGCUGGCCUUAGUGAAGUGUCCCUCAAGGACCUGUUUGACAACGCCACUAUACUGUCUGAGAAUAUCACUAAGCUUGCUACAGACAUGCGCAUGGAAUUUUUCUACAACAAUUUCUCUUCAAGAAUAUUCAGUAAAACUCUAAGAAGCUUGCACAAGGAAAUGAGACUGAAUGACGUCUUCAACAAGUGCCACACUCUUCCCAUCAAAACUCCAGAAACAAAAGCAGAAGUCCGCAAGACCUCGUUUGAAGACUUUCUGAACAUAACAUUCAAUACACUGCGUGCCUGGAAAGACCCUCUGAAACACCUAGUGACAGAACUCAGUGUUAUGCCAAGAGUCCCUGAUGUUAUCCUCUCACAGGCCAAAGCCAUUGAGGCCCAACACAAAGUCCUUCUAGAGUACAUCAUGAAGAUAGUACCCAAGGUUAAUCCUGCGCUCCAAGAAAAUGAAGACUUUCCAGUCUGGUCAGAUCUGGACUCCUUGCAGGCACCCGAUGAAGAAAUUCGAUUAUUUGCUCUUUAUGUAUUCUCAUACUGCCUGCGUGUUGACCUGCAAAUAGUUGAAUUUUAUAUCUAUAUGAUGAGAUGUCUGCAUAUGCAUGGUAACAUCUGCUACUUGGAAUCUGCUCCAUCUUUUUGA
Messenger RNA from Mesocricetus auratus (golden hamster), 750 nucleotides. RefSeq names its product prolactin-7D1-like. The coding region runs from base 1 to 750 and encodes 249 amino acids. The record is from RefSeq and is a predicted model, not a curated record. Gene Ontology annotation, biological process: positive regulation of cell population proliferation; positive regulation of receptor signaling pathway via JAK-STAT; positive regulation of lactation. Lineage: Eukaryota; Metazoa; Chordata; Mammalia; Rodentia; Cricetidae. The transcript is spliced from 6 exons. Gene Ontology annotation, molecular function: hormone activity; prolactin receptor binding. Gene Ontology annotation, cellular component: extracellular region.